Molecule: messenger RNA, 282 nt
Organism: Haemonchus placei
Lineage: Eukaryota; Metazoa; Nematoda; Chromadorea; Rhabditida; Trichostrongylidae
Source: the annotation of a GenBank genome assembly
AUGCCAUUUUUAGAGAACUUUGCUCUGCAUUUGGGUUACGGUUCGGUUUCCGCUGUUUUUGUCCUGGACACUCCAGAAUUCUUCAAAAAAAUCGAGGAACUGAAGGACUUGGGUUCUCCGGAAUUUUGGUCAUCCGAUUUGAAACCAGGUUACCGAUUGUUCUUGCCCCGUCAAGGUCGUCACCUCGGUGUCUUCGCUUUUCAUGGCUCCUUAUCUCUGGUCAGGCCAACUGUGGCUACCCAGGUGCUACCAGUGCUCAUGCCAUGGGGUGCAUUCAUUUAA